CCUCAACAGCACAGAGAUCCAAACAUGGCUCCUACAAUCACUGCAGCGAUCACCAACUCUCAGGACCUUCUCUCUCUCAACCACAAGAUCAGAAAACCUCUGGUGGAGAAGCUGCGCAGAGAGAGAAUCAACAGCAGCAUCGAGCAGCUCAAGUCUCUCCUGGGUCCAGACUUCCUCAAACAGCAGCCAGACUCCAACCUGGAGAAAGCAGACAUCCUGGAGAUGACAGUUUGCUUCCUGACACAGCUGCAGCAGCAGAACCAGCAGCACAGGAAACUGAUCAACCACUUCAACAAGCUGCAGUCGUCCUCUGAUCUCAACCUGGGAGAGGCUGACUUCUCUCCUCUGAGCUCCACAGUCCAGACCAGCAGCACCAAAGACAAGAGUCCAGCCUGCAGCGCCCUCUGGAGGCCCUGGUAGACACCUACACACUGAAGAUGCUGCAGACAAACUCACCAGAACAUAUUGGUCAAAGAUCUCUGGACUGAAUUAAGUCACAUUUUAUGGACUUGUUCUUCUGUUUUUUCAGAAGAUUACAUUCAAUUUGCAAUAUAAUAUUUCCUGAGGAAAUUAUUGCAAAAAUAUCUUUCGGAUCAAGAAAGAAGGAAUUUUGUCAUGCAUGUUGUGUGAAUCCAAUUUGAUUGCAUGAGCAAUC
Molecule: messenger RNA, 655 nt
Organism: Salarias fasciatus (jewelled blenny)
Lineage: Eukaryota; Metazoa; Chordata; Actinopteri; Blenniiformes; Blenniidae
Product: transcription factor HES-5-like
Exons: 2
Coding region: 25-420 (131 amino acids)
Molecular function (GO): protein dimerization activity
Source: RefSeq, a predicted model, not a curated record